Molecule: messenger RNA, 2032 nt
Organism: Danio aesculapii
Lineage: Eukaryota; Metazoa; Chordata; Actinopteri; Cypriniformes; Danionidae
Gene: mkrn2
Product: makorin, ring finger protein, 2
Exons: 8
Coding region: 125-1360 (411 amino acids)
Biological process (GO): protein polyubiquitination
Molecular function (GO): ubiquitin protein ligase activity; metal ion binding
Source: RefSeq, a predicted model, not a curated record
CUAGGCGGAAUCAACGAUCGGUGUCGGCGUGAUGUAGCCGGUAAUAUUUUCAGGUUGCACAAAACCGUGGAGACAGCAGCGUUUGAGGGUAAAAAACAUCUUCCAUUCGUGACCAGGAUAAAACAUGUCAACAAAACAAGUGACCUGCAGGUAUUUCCUCCACGGUGUGUGUCGGGAGGGCAGCAGGUGUCUGUUUUCUCAUGAUUUAACCACAAGUAAACCUUCCACCAUCUGCAAAUACUUCCAGAGAGGAGCGUGUGCUUACGGAGACAGAUGCAGAUAUGACCAUAUUAAACCUCCUGGUCGUGGCAGUGGAGCUCCACCAGAUCACAGUAACAGAAGCAGCAGUGCAGGAGCUUCCGCGCCGGGUCCCGGACCCCCGGCAAACACCAGCAAACACCUCAAAAAACCUCUAGUGCUUCGAGACAAAGCUCUGUGCUCAGACAGCAGAGCUCGUGUGUUCAGUGCAGAGAGUUCAGAGCUCAGCGAAUGCUGGGAGCUGCGAGACGACGGCGCUCAGAAACCGCACUCGUAUCUGGAGGCCAUCCGCUCGGGCCUGGACGCCUCUGCCACCGCCGCCGCUGCGACGUUUCCGGAGCUCCAGCCGACGUCGCCGCAGAUCUGCCCGUUCCUGGCCGCGGGGCAGUGCCAGUAUGGAGAAACCUGUCCGUAUCUGCACGGAGAGAUGUGUGAGAUCUGCAGACGGCGAGUGCUGCAUCCACACGACCCCGAGCAGAGAGCAGCGCACGAGAAGAUGUGUAUGGUGGCGUUUGAGAUGGACAUGGAGCGAGCGUUCGCAGUGCAGCAGAGUCAGGAUAAGGUGUGUAAGAUCUGUCUGGAUGUGGUGUACGAGAAAUCCUCUCCGUCCGAGCGGCGCUUCGGCAUCCUGUCCAGCUGCGCACACACAUACUGCCUGAACUGCAUCCGCCAGUGGCGCUGCGUAGAGCAGAUACACAACCAGAUACGCAAGUCUUGUCCAGAGUGUCGGGUGGUCUCUGAGUUCGUGAUUCCCAGCAUCUACUGGGUGGAGGAUCAGGAGCAGAAAAACCUCCUCAUCGAGCAGUUCAAGUCUGGAGUCAGUAAGAAAGCCUGUAAGUACUUUGACCAGGGCAGAGGAACGUGUCCGUUUGGAGGGAAGUGUUUCUACAUGCACGCUUAUGCUGACGGCAGACGAGCAGAACCUGACAAACCCCGAAAACAGCUGAGCGCUGAGGGAAACGUCCGGUUUCAGAACUCAGUGCGUCUGUGGGACUUCAUCGAGGAGCGCGAGCACCGGGGCGUCCCGGAGCUGGAGGACGAGGUCAAUGACCUGGGGGAACUCUUCAUGCAGCUGUCAGGAGCUGCAGACGCACCGCAUUGAUACACACACAUACACAUACACCAUGCAGCUGUCAGGAGCCGCAGAUGCGCUGCACUGAUACACACACACACACACACACACACAAACUUAGACUCUUCGUGCAGCUGUCAGGAGCCUCACACACCAGCAGUGCAGCGCCGCAUUGAUGAACACACACACACACUACACAUAGACAAGCAGCAGCGCUUCCUGCAUCUGUACGAUGACUCCAGCAGUGUGUGUGUGUGUGUGUGUGUGUGUGUGUGUGUGUGUGUCCUGCUGCUCUUCCAUCUUCACACUCAGAUCAACAGGAGAAAAUAAAGCAGGAAGUAAAAGUCUCACCACUCAGAGUGUGUGUAAUGAUGAUUGUUCCAGUAGUCGAGAUGCUGUGUGUGUGUGUGUGUGUGUGUGUGUGUGUGUGUGUGUGUGUGUCACUUUAUUCAUUCUGGGCUUCCUGCAAUAUUGCUGUGGUUAAAAUGAAAUAAACGAUGAGCGUUUGGUCUCCACGGUGGGCUUGAUUGAUACCUUUAGGAGCGUCUGGAUCAAGCUGAUUCAGUGUUUUGGACUGAUAUGAACUCAUCAUACUGAACUCCACUCGUCUGGCUUCCUCUUGAAUAAUGAUGAUGAUGAAGAUGUGUGUUUUCUGAAGUGUACUGUUGAGGAUGAGUGUAAUAAACAGUUUAGUGACCGCCA